This is a messenger RNA of Cynara cardunculus var. scolymus (artichoke), 730 nucleotides long. RefSeq names its product protein LIGHT-DEPENDENT SHORT HYPOCOTYLS 10-like. Gene Ontology annotation, cellular component: nucleus. Bases 1 to 591 code for a protein of 196 amino acids. The transcript has 2 exons. Lineage: Eukaryota; Viridiplantae; Streptophyta; Magnoliopsida; Asterales; Asteraceae. The record is from RefSeq and is a predicted model, not a curated record. Gene Ontology annotation, biological process: response to light stimulus; mRNA transcription.
AUGUCUACUCAUGAUCAGCAGAUCCAGGGGAGAGAAUUAGGUGAAGGAUCAUCAAGGGGGGGUGGUGGUGGUGGUGGUGGACUUAUGCCUUCUGAUUCCCAACCACCACCUCCACCGCCACCGCAGCUAAGCCGAUAUGAGUCGCAGAAGCGUCGUGAUUGGAACACUUUCGGGCAGUAUUUGAAGAACCAAAGACCCCCAGUGGCUUUGUCUCACUGCAACUACAGUCACGUACUGGAUUUCCUUCGAUACCUCGACCAGUUUGGAAAGACUAAGGUUCACUUACAAGGUUGUGUUUUCUUCGGUCACCCGGAUCCGGCUGGACCUUGUACUUGCCCACUUAGGCAAGCUUGGGGCAGUCUUGACGCCCUCAUCGGCCGCCUUCGUGCAGCCUACGAAGAAAACGGUGGAUUGCCUGAAAUGAAUCCGUUUGCUAGUGGCGCGAUACGGAUUUACCUACGCGAAAUCCGUGAUUCGCAGGCGAAGGCACGAGGCAUACCUUACAAGAAGAAGAAGAAGAAGAGAAACACUCCGAUUCUCAAGGCGAAUUCGAAUGAAGAAACAUCGAGUUUUCGGAUUCAACAAUCGUGAUCUCCGGUUUUUCGAUCUUCAAGAAACUGGUGGACAUGGACAUAUAGAUUUCAAGCUCUCAAAUAUGUGACGGACUUCCAUUAAUGGAGUGGAUGCAGCUGCUCGAACUCCAUUGAUGCAAAAUGCCUGAUUCUCCUGA